AUGGCUGAACUGAGCGAACAAGUGCAAAAUUUAAGCAUCAACGACAACAACGAAAAUGGUUACGUUCCUCCUCACUUAAGAGGAAAACCAAGAAGUGCCAGAAAUAACUAUAACAAUAGCAAUGGCGGCGGCUACGAUGGUGGCCGUGGCGGUGGCAGCUUCUUUGGAGGUAACAACCGUCGUGGCGGCGGUGGCAGCAGUGGCUACAGCAGUGGUGGGUUCUUCGGUGGUAACAACGGUGGCAGCAGAUCCAACGGACGUUCCGGUGGUAGAUGGGUCGACGGAAAACAUGUACCAGCUCCCAAGAACGAAAAGGCGGAGAUCGCCCUAUUUGGUGUCCCCGAGGAUCCAACCUUUCAGUCUUCUGGUAUAAAUUUCGACAACUACGACGAUAUACCAGUGGACGCCUCUGGUAAGGACGUUCCUGAACCAAUUGCGGAAUUCACUUCUCCUCCAUUGGACAGUUUGCUAUUGGAGAACAUCAAAUUGGCUCGUUUCACCAAGCCAACCCCAGUGCAGAAGUACUCCGUCCCUAUUGUUGCUAACGGUAGAGACUUGAUGGCCUGUGCCCAAACUGGUUCCGGUAAGACCGGUGGGUUCUUAUUCCCCGUUUUGUCCGAAUCUUUCAAGACCGGUCCAUCCCCUCAACCAGAAUCUCAAGGCUCCUUUUACCAGAAAAAGGCCUACCCAACCGCCGUUAUCAUGGCUCCAACUAGAGAGUUGGCGACCCAAAUCUUUGACGAAUCCAAGAAGUUUACUUACAGAUCUUGGGUCAAGGCUUGCGUCGUUUACGGUGGUUCUCCAAUCGGUAACCAACUAAGAGAAAUUGAACGUGGUUGUGACCUUUUGGUCGCCACUCCAGGUCGUUUGAACGAUUUGUUAGAGCGUGGUAAGAUUUCUUUGUCCAACGUCAAGUACUUGGUUUUAGAUGAAGCUGACAGAAUGUUGGAUAUGGGGUUCGAACCUCAAAUUAGACACAUCGUCGAGGAUUGUGACAUGACUCCCGUCGGUGCAAGACAAACCCUGAUGUUUUCAGCCACUUUUCCCGCUGAUAUCCAACAUUUGGCCCGUGACUUCUUAAGCGACUAUAUCUUCUUAUCUGUCGGUAGGGUUGGUUCCACUUCUGAAAACAUCACCCAAAAGGUUUUGUACGUUGAAAACCAAGACAAGAAAUCUGCCUUAUUAGAUCUAUUGUCUGCCUCUACCGAUGGUUUGACUUUGAUCUUUGUCGAAACUAAGAGGAUGGCCGACCAAUUGACAGAUUUCUUGAUCAUGCAAAACUUUAGAGCUACUGCAAUUCAUGGUGACCGUACUCAAUCUGAAAGAGAACGCGCCUUGGCAGCCUUCAGAUCUGGUACCGCUAGUUUGUUGGUUGCUACAGCCGUUGCUGCUAGAGGUUUAGAUAUUCCAAACGUCACACACGUUAUUAACUAUGACUUGCCAAGUGAUGUCGAUGAUUACGUCCAUAGAAUCGGUAGAACUGGUCGUGCCGGUAACACCGGUGUUGCUACCGCCUUCUUCAAUAGUGAAAACGGUAACAUUGUCAAAGGAUUGCACGAAAUCUUGACUGAAGCUAACCAAGAGGUCCCAUCGUUUUUGAAAGACGCUAUGAUGAGUGCUCCUGGUAGUAGAAGCAACAGUCGUAGAGGUGGUUUCGGUCGCAACAACAACAGAGAUUACCGUAAGACUGGCGGCGCUAGUGCAGGCGGCUGGGGUGCUUCAAAAGGCAAAGAUAGCUCGAUUAGAGGCGGUAGCGGCUGGGGCAGCGAUAACAAGUCCUCUGGCUGGGGUAACAGCGGUAGUUCUUCAAACAACUCUUCUUGGUGGUGA
Messenger RNA from Saccharomyces kudriavzevii IFO 1802, 1830 nucleotides. It is a transcript of the gene DED1, whose product is annotated as DEAD-box ATP-dependent RNA helicase DED1. Gene Ontology annotation, molecular function: RNA helicase activity; RNA binding; ATP binding. The record is from RefSeq and is a predicted model, not a curated record. The transcript has a single exon. NCBI's taxonomy places the organism in Eukaryota, Fungi, Ascomycota, Saccharomycetes, Saccharomycetales, Saccharomycetaceae. Gene Ontology annotation, cellular component: nucleus. Bases 1 to 1830 code for a protein of 609 amino acids.